AGAUGAGACAUUGAAGCUUAAACCUGACCUUGGCGCGCGUAUAAAUUACAACGUCUUGUUCGAAGAUGAAUAUUCUACACACAGUAGUCUGUGAAAUCGUACCAGAUAUGCUACGUUCAGUACCAAUCCCUAAGUCAUUUGGGGGUAUUUUCCGACUGUCAUUCAAGGAUAUAAUAGCACUAACUGCUUUCGGCUCAUUGAGUGGUGCCCUUGGUUAUGCUGUAUACACUACUGCAAUGCUCCGUCUUGGAAAAAUAAAGGCGCCUGUUAAUUAUGAUAUUAAAAAACAUAUCACCAAGUGUGUGGAUAUUGUGGAUAUCGAAAACAUAACAGAGAAAAAGGUUUAUUGCCGUUGCUGGAGGUCAUCUAAGUUUCCCUUAUGCGAUGGAACCCAUAACAAACAUAAUGAGGAAACUGGAGACAAUGUUGGUCCUCUUAUAAUCGAAACAAAGAAAUCAGCAUAAAGUCGCCAAACUAUACUGAUUGCUGCAAAUUCGUGGUCAUGCUUUAGUUUCCACUGUAUUUUAGAAUGACUGCAAAUUUCUGUCCCAUCUAAGGCUUUUUUCUAAUAGGUAACUGCAUAAAUAUUUGUAAUGAAUAAUUAAAACAUUUUCUUUCCAAGUUAAACAAUCACCUCUUCUCUGUCUACAUAUUCACGUUUUUUGUCUUCUGUGUUUCUGAAUGUGUUUUGAACUAUCAGAUAGCAAAUAAUAGAUUCCUAGGUUAUUGCAUAGCAUACUAAGGUAGUAGUUUAACUCCCGAUGUCGUUUCACAUCAAUUAUUCUAGCUAUUCUAAGGGAUGACUACUACUGUUGAUUGUCUUGA
Messenger RNA from Trichobilharzia regenti, 825 nucleotides. NCBI's taxonomy places the organism in Eukaryota, Metazoa, Platyhelminthes, Trematoda, Strigeidida, Schistosomatidae. The record is from the annotation of a GenBank genome assembly.